Alternaria alternata is the source of this 1794-nucleotide messenger RNA. RefSeq lists its product as hypothetical. The record is from RefSeq and is a predicted model, not a curated record. Gene Ontology annotation, molecular function: 1-alkyl-2-acetylglycerophosphocholine esterase activity. Bases 360 to 1472 code for a protein of 370 amino acids. NCBI's taxonomy places the organism in Eukaryota, Fungi, Ascomycota, Dothideomycetes, Pleosporales, Pleosporaceae. The transcript has a single exon.
AUUAUCAUUCUACACGUAGAACGUGGGUCGGUGGCACUCAUGUUCGACUCGCUCCUUAGAUGCAUCAUUCCAGAAAACAUAGUUAUAUGCUUGACAGUCUUGGGAAUGCACAAAGAUCACUAACGGGUUGUCUUUCGUAUUGUACGCCGGUCUGGACAACAUGGCAUGGGAACCUGCCAGUUCGUACACAUACAACACUUGACUAGAGCACAGUCGCGAUAGCGCUGGCUCGCCCAGAGCCGGAAUAGGAUGGACAUCCGAUCAAGUAUGACGCCAUAAUUGGGGGCCAAACUGAUGAAUGAUAAGAAGUUCUCAGGGUUCCGAUCCUCCCGAGGUCGUUUUGUUACUUUCAACUCAAGAUGCUGUUGAUUUUUCUGUCCCUGGUCUGCGAAGUAGUCUCCGCCGUGUCGUUUCCUCCACCAACAGGACCGUAUCACGUAGGAUAUAAACAGCAUGUAUUCAACAAAACCACACGAAAUGACCCCGUGGCUCCAGCGAAUGCUUCGUCAAUUCUGCUAGCGACAUUUUACUACCCAACCUUGACUAUCCCGAUACCUGGAAACAACACGAGUCCUUACCUUGAUCCCACUACCGCAGACCUCUGGGGCGAUGCCCUUCAGUACCCAGAUCAUUCGCUCCAAAGCUUCACAACCUGGAACGUAUACGAUGCUGUGCCUCUCGAUAUGACAGAUCUUGGUGUAGGGCAGAAGCCAACCGUCAUCUUCUCCCCAGGCGGCGGCGAGAACGCAAUCAUGUAUAACGCAUUGAAUUCCGAGCUUGCCUCCCAAGGCUAUACAGUGAUCGCGCUUGAUCAUCCAGGAGAGACUCCUUAUCUUCAGCUUCCCGAUGGUGCACCAGGCAUCUAUGGUAUCGAUAUCACAGAGACUUGGAGCUACGAACUUGGUGUAGCUGUGUACAACAUGCGCGUUUCCGAUACUAUUGCAACAAUCAGAGAACUUUUCCCCGCCUAUGUCAAAUCGACUAACGCCCCGUUCAAUACUACGCACUACUUCGCUAUUGGACAUUCGCUUGGUGGUGCGGCAGCAGCUGGUGCCCUGGCUAUCGAACCUUCACUCUUAGGCGGCAUCAAUUUCGACGGUCUCUUCAUAGACCUUUCUGACGUGAAAAAACCAUUCUUGAUGCUGGCUGGUGCGGAACAUACUCCAACCGUUGAUCCUUCGUGGGCUCCUUUCUCUGCCAACCAGUCGGGAUGGUACCAGUGGCUUAAUGUCACAGGCAGCAGUCACCAGAACUUUGCCGACCUGGGCGACUGGGUCGAUCUGCAAGGUCUGAGGAAUAAGACGAUCACACCCUCAUUGGACACGAUCUGGGCCCCGAGGAUGGAUUACAUCGUCAAGACGCUUGUAGAAAGAUUUUUCGGUUUUGUGUUGGGUGAGAAUGAGUGGUCAGAAGUACCCAGUCCAACAUUUCCGGAGGUUGAGUAUAUGAACGGAAGUACCACCAGCAGGUAGAUGGUUUGCUGCACUUACCAUCUAGCUUAUGCCAAUGACAGCGGACAACAACAAGUUUAGUCUAACUUGACGGUUGCGUACUUUCAUUCGUUGUGUGUUCUGAUAUUGGUCUUUGUUGUACAUACCAACUGAUCGGACACUAGAAUGAUAAACCGAAUUCGAGAUUGUUACCAAGUCUAGCCUAUAGUGGCGUCUACCUUCCACUGGAAUCACUCAGUCGUGAUUCCCUUGUGUCUUUAUCCGAAGAAAAGGCACUGCAAACAAGCUAAGAAAUGUUGUAACAGCAGCUGCCCAGAAUACUGCUGCGAAUGGCUCGUAAGGA